CUCGAUAUGGAGCCAGUUUUACUCGUACACGGAGGGGCAGGUGACAUCAGGGAUUCGAGGGUACCGGAUAAGAUAAAAGGUGUAAAAUUGGCGGCUAAAGCAGGUUAUAAAAUAUUGAAAAAUGGCGGAACCGCGUUGGAUGCCGUGGAGGCGGCCGUGCGAAUCAUGGAAGACGACGAAUCUAUGAACGCUGGUAGGGGUUCCGUUUUGAAUUUGGACGGUGAGGUAGAGAUGGAUGCCAGUAUUAUGGAAGGUUCAACUCUUUCGGAAAUAGGAGGGAAAGAUGUUGAGAAUCCAGGAGAAGUAGGCACAGUGGGUGCAGUUGCAAUUGAUAGUAAGGGUCAUCUAGCUGCAGCAACCUCUACAGGAGGUAUCAAUGGAAAAAUGGUCGGUAGAAGCAGCGAUACCUCUCUGAUAGGUAGUGGGACAUACGCUGAUGAUGAAAUCGGUGCUGUAUCAAUAACAGGACAUGGAGAUUCUAUAAUAAAAUUCUAUCUGGCUCACGCCAUCUUGAAGGAUAUCGAAAAAGGAUCUGAAGCUCAAGAAGCAACUCGAUCGAUUCUGGAAAAGAUGACUGAGCAACUUAAAAAUACUGUAGGAGCCAUAACGAUUUCUAAAACUGGAGAAGUUGGAAUUGGAUUUACAAGUAAAAGGAUGGGGUGGGCUUAUCAGAAAGCUGAUACCAUCUUUUUUGGAAUUGAACACGAUGAAGUACGAUCUGAGAAAGUUGUUGAUGAAUGAAUUGUAGAUUAUGCACGAGAAUAAAGUAAAAAUUUAGGA
Messenger RNA from Coccinella septempunctata (seven-spotted ladybird), 780 nucleotides. RefSeq names its product probable isoaspartyl peptidase/L-asparaginase GA20639. Gene Ontology annotation, molecular function: asparaginase activity. Bases 7 to 741 code for a protein of 244 amino acids. NCBI's taxonomy places the organism in Eukaryota, Metazoa, Arthropoda, Insecta, Coleoptera, Coccinellidae. The record is from RefSeq and is a predicted model, not a curated record. The transcript has 4 exons.